Molecule: messenger RNA, 486 nt
Organism: Nicotiana tabacum (common tobacco)
Lineage: Eukaryota; Viridiplantae; Streptophyta; Magnoliopsida; Solanales; Solanaceae
Source: RefSeq, a predicted model, not a curated record
AUGGGGAAGUCUAUUGAGUUAGCAAAGGUUCCUCAUAAGAGGAAGAUCGAUAUAGCUAGUCUCCAGGAGACACGAUGGGUGGGAGAUAAGGCACAAGAUGUAGACGGAUUUAAGUUAUGGUACUCUGGUCACGUGAGGUGCAAGAACGGGGUAGGCAUUUUGGUUGAUAGUGAUCUCCGGAAGCUAGUGGUGGAGGUUAAGAGAGUGAGUGACAGGCUGAUAGGAAUUAAGCUAGUCGUUAGGCUUUUCAUAGGAGGAGAUUUCAAUAGACACAUUGGGGUGACAUCUGGGGAUUAUGAUGAUGUGCACAGAGGCUUUGGUUUUAGAGUUAGGAACGGAGGAGGAAUUUCACUGCUAGAUUUUGCUAAGGUGUUUGAUUUGGUAAUUGCUAACUCGAGUUUCCUGAAGAAGGAGGAGCACUUGGUUGCUUUUAAGAGUUUGGGAGCCAGGACCCAUAUUGAUUAUACUAUUCAAAAAGUCGGAUAG